AUGACAAAACGUUUGAUAAUAUCUGAAGUUUUGGAAAAUCUGAACGAUAUAGCAAUGGAAUUCUCUGAUGUUGAAGAUGAUGAACUCUAUGACAGUGAUCAAGAAAAUGAAAAUGAAGUAUGCGGUACCCAAGAAGAAAUUUUUGAGAGUGAAAAUAGAGACAAUGAGCUUUUGGACGAAGAAAAUAUUCAGGACUCCUCAGAAAGUGACAGUGAAUUUGAAAAUAGUUUGAAUUCUCGUAAAAGAAGAUGUAUGCAAGUGCGUUCUAGUUCUGAAGAUGAAAGUGAAAGUAUACGACAAGAUAAUCAAAAUGAAAUUUCUGCGGACGGAACUUGUUGGGAAAAAAUGCAAGAAGGGUCUUGUCCGAAAAGAUUAGCACUUCAUAAUAUCUUCAAAGACGUAUCCGGUCCAACAGGAUAUGCAUAA
Molecule: messenger RNA, 426 nt
Organism: Bactrocera tryoni
Lineage: Eukaryota; Metazoa; Arthropoda; Insecta; Diptera; Tephritidae
Product: DNA polymerase epsilon subunit 2-like
Exons: 1
Coding region: 1-426 (141 amino acids)
Source: RefSeq, a predicted model, not a curated record